GAAACGGGGAUAACUUAUAUGUCUGAUGUGCCCCCAGCCAUGGCAGACUUUGGAGAGAUUCUCCGGGCCGUCGGAGACUUCGGGGCCUUCCAGAAGCUUCUUCUGGUGGGGCUCUGCCUUCCGAACGUCAUACUGCCCUUCCACCUCUACAGCUUCAUGUUCACCCAGUCGGGCUCCCCUCACCACUGCAACACUGACUGGAUACUGCAGGUGAGCCCCAAUCUGACCAAAGAGGAGCAGCUUAACCUCACGCUGCCCAGAAACCAGGAUGGCUCCUUCAAGAGCUGCGAGAUGUUCGUUCCGGUGGACUGGGACAUUGACUCCAUCAGGGAGCACGGCCUCAACCAGACCACCGGCUGCAGGAACGGCUGGGUGUACGACACCUCCGUCUACAAGGCCACCAUCGUCUCAGAUUUUGAUCUCGUCUGUGAUAGGGCGAACUUUGUGGGCGUGGCACAGAUGGUCUUCAUGGGCGGUAUUCUCUUCGGCUCGCUCAUAUUUGGCCCCCUUGCUGAAUCGUUUGGCCGAAAAAGAGCAACCCAGAUACCGGUGGUGCUGAUGGUCUUCUUCACUGUGGGGACAGGACUUUCUCCCAAUUUUUAUGUGUACUUGGUGACACAGUUUGUUGUGGGAGUAUCGUAUGGAGGAUUUCGUGUUAAUUGCAUCGUAUUGGCCACUGAGUGGAUCGGGGUGACAAAGCGAUCCUACCCUUCCUGUUUGAGUCAGAUAUUCAGCGGGGUUGGCCAGAGCAUCCUCGCUGGCAUUGCCUACCUCAUCCGCGACUGGAGAAUUGUUCAGUUUAUCAUUGCAUCACCUGUGGCCUUUGUAGUCCUCUACAUAUGGCUAGUCCCAGAGUCUGCCAGGUGGCUGCUGGACCGUGGGAAAACGGAAGAAGCUAAAGAGCUGAUUCUCAGGGCAGCCGCCAUCAAUAAGCGCAAAAUCCCAGACAACAUUUUGGAGAAGGUUACAAAUCAGAAGAAUGGACGCAGGGGGAAUAUAAUAGAUCUCAUUACUUCACCUGUACUCAGGAAACAUUUCUUAAUUAUAACGUUUGGAUGGUUUUCCCUAAAUCUUUCCUACUACUGCCUGACCCUGAAUGUGGGACACUUUGGCAUGGACAUAUUCCUGACCCAGCUCAUCUUCGGAUUUACUGACAUACCGGCUCAUAUCAUUUGCGUUUGGACGCUGGAAGCCUUGGGCCGAAAAAUAUCUGUAAUGUUCACCCUUCUGAUGGGGGGCUUUGUCUGUCUGAUGAUUUUGGCUGUUCCGCAAGACAACGCAAUCGCCAUUACCGCCUUUGCUACCACAGGGAGGUUUUUCAUGAACUGGGCGGGAACCAUCUGCAACAUCUACGUUCAGGAGUUGUUCCCCACCUCCAUCCGACAAACAUCCACUGGUCUGGGUGCCAUAGCAACAAGGAUAGCAGGAAUGCUCUCUCCAGUGCUCAACCUGUUGGCUAUGUACCACUGGACGAUUCCCACGCUGGUCUACAGUACGUGCUCUCUGGCUAGUGGGGCUCUGUGCUUUAUGCUGCCAGAGACCAGGAGGAAGGAGCUGCCAGACUCUGCAGAUGAGCUGGAGAGAAAGGGGGAUGUGAAAACCAUGAAGAAAAAUGCAAGCCACGCUACCACUGAUCAGCACCAACACCUGAAGUCAACCAAACUCUGA
Molecule: messenger RNA, 1668 nt
Organism: Megalops cyprinoides (Indo-Pacific tarpon)
Lineage: Eukaryota; Metazoa; Chordata; Actinopteri; Elopiformes; Megalopidae
Gene: slc22a13a
Product: solute carrier family 22 member 13a
Exons: 11
Coding region: 19-1668 (549 amino acids)
Biological process (GO): transmembrane transport
Cellular component (GO): membrane
Molecular function (GO): transmembrane transporter activity
Source: RefSeq, a predicted model, not a curated record